AUGCCCAAGAAAAGCUCUGAUCAAAGACGUGAGAGAGAUGCUGAUCAGUUAGGCUGGAUAUCUGGUAUUUUCACAAAGAAGAAGAAGAGAUCAUCAUCACCACCACAAGAAGCAACUGAGAAUGAAGAUUCGGGUUUGAUGAAAAAACACAAAGCCAAGAAUCUGCAAUUGUUUCUCUCUGAUAUCAUGAGGAAGCUGAAACAUUCAUCCAAAAAGGAGAAACCACAACAUGACAACAAGAGAUUAUUGGCCAAGAAUAAGAGACUUCAGAGGAGUUUAUCACCUACCAAAGAUCAUUUCUUUCUCGAGCGGAUGACUUCAAUACCUCCGAGGAGCUCUCACGAUGACAACAACCAAAAACAUCUUCCUGAGAUGUUAAGCGAUCAAGAUUUUGAUCAAACGGAGACUUUCUCGCUUCCCGAGUAUUCAUCUCCUUUCCCUAGUCCAGGACGAACAUGGGACAGAUCUUUCUCUUCUGACGAUUUCAUGGUGUCUGAAACAGUUUCAGGUGAAGUAAAGAGACAACCUUCGUGUAACCAGCUGCAAGAAAAAACCAAUCCAAUGGAUGAGAAAGAGUCAGUGUUUAAGUACGUAAAAGCGGUGAUGGAUGCAAUAGACUCAAACUGGGAAGAGCUCUAUCUGAAAACAGACUUCUCUGACCAGAUUCUUAACCCGGCGUUGAUCAGCAACAUACCAUUCUAUCCAAACCAGCUUUGUGCUGACCAUGAGCUGCUCUUUGACUGCAUCAACCAAGUUCUCUUUGAAUUCUGCAGCUUUCCUCAGUGGGUUUCGUUCGUUAAACCCAGAGCCCAAGUCUUGUCAUUUAGUGUGGAGGGCAUCGUUCACGAGGUUCAGAAAGAGGUUUAUUGUCGUCUCCUUCCAUUGGGAUUCGACCAAAUCGUUGGGGAAGACAUGGCCAACUCAAGAGACUGGUUAGACAUUAGAUGUGAGCUUGAGUGCAUUGGCUUUGAGACUAGUGAGUUGAUUCUAAAUGAUCUGUUGGAUCAACUCAUGCUUGACUUGUGA
Microthlaspi erraticum is the source of this 1026-nucleotide messenger RNA. The record is from the annotation of a GenBank genome assembly. NCBI's taxonomy places the organism in Eukaryota, Viridiplantae, Streptophyta, Magnoliopsida, Brassicales, Brassicaceae.